UAGAAUACCUUAUGGUACUAUGCGACAGACUCAAAACUGAAAACUUUUCUAUGCCAACAAACACAAAAAUGGCCUAUUUCUGAGAACAAAGGAGUUGAUUUCAGUCACAAUGUCAGUAUACUCGGGUCACUCUGCAGGGUUUCAGUUAAAGAUGGAAGCAGUUACCAACUUCUCACCACUUUGUAAAACCACUUGCAAAAUAAUCGUGGCUAAAAGGCUCCAUCCAUGCCACCCAAGCUUCCUCAUCUUCCUCUACACUCUUUCAUGCCAUAACGUGUUGGAGAUGUAAUCCAGAAAGCUCGACGAAUUUAAUCCCCACAAUCUUUAACUGCUAAAACUUUCAAGCCAUUUAUGAACCCAGCUUACUGAUAUAAGGCAUUGCUUGUGUAACAAAACCAAAACCAAUUCGCACACCUUUUACUUCAAUCAUCACAGACCACAUCAGAUAUCUGCCUCCAUUAUUUGAAGUUGUUCAUAUCCACAAGGAACCCUGUGUCCUACUCAAUUUAUUGUUCUUGUUUUGUCAUAAUCCCUUCUCCUUCAUAUAUUGUCACUCUAUAUAAACCAGCACUGGGGAUUCGAUAUAUUCUCAUCCAAUAGUGUUCAACAGUCCUAGAGAAAUGGAAAUGAAGAUGUGUCUUUUGUUUGCUGCUCUUUCACUUGCUUUGGUGAUUGGGGUGGCUGAGAGCUUUGAUUACCAUGAGAGAGACUUAGCCUCCGAGGACAGCUUGUGGGAUCUGUACGAGAGGUGGAGGAGCCACCACACUGUCUCGAGGAGCCUCGAUGAGAAGCACAAGCGGUUCAAUGUGUUCAAGGAGAAUGUCAAGCAUGUCCACAACACCAACAAAGAAGACAAACCUUAUAAGCUGAAGCUGAACAAGUUUGCGGACAUGACCAACCAUGAGUUCAGGAGCGGUUAUGCUGGCUCCAAAGUUAAGCAUCACAGGAUGCUCCAAGGGCAGCGAAGCGGUGAGGGGGCCUUCAGGUACGAGAAUGUUGAUCGUGUCCCGGCAUCUGUUGACUGGAGAAAGAACGGUGCUGUCACACCAGUUAAGGAUCAAGGCCAAUGUGGUAGUUGCUGGGCGUUUUCAACUGUUGUAGCUGUUGAGGGCAUCAACCAAAUUAAGACAAAGAACCUUGUUUCACUGUCGGAACAAGAGUUGGUUGACUGUGACAAUGAACAGAAUCAAGGAUGCAAUGGGGGGCUAAUGGAAGUGGCGUUUGAAAUCAUCAAACAAAAGGGAGGCCUUACGACUGAGACAAACUAUCCUUACAGAGCUACUGAUUCAAACUGCAAUUCUGCAAAGGAAAACAGUCCGGUAGUAUCAAUUGAUGGCCACGAGUCAGUGCCUGCUAAUAAUGAAGAUGCAUUGCUCAAAGCAGCUGCAAACCAACCUCUCUCUGUUGCAAUAGACGCCGGAGGUCCUGAUUUUCAAUUUUAUUCAGAGGGAGUAUAUAAUGGACAAUGUGGCACUGAGCUAGAUCAUGGAGUCGCAAUUGUGGGAUACGGAACAACACUUGAUGGAACCAAGUAUUGGAUAGUCAAGAAUUCUUGGGGCCCCGAGUGGGGAGAGAAGGGUUACAUAAGGAUGGCUCGAGGCAUCGCUCAGAAGGAGGGGAAAUGUGGAAUAGCAAUGGAGGCCUCAUACCCCAUCAAGAACUCUUCAACAAAUCCUACCGGACCACCUACCUCCUACCCCAAGGAUGAACUCUAGACAAAUGGCAGAUGAUUCACAAUUUACUUUAGCUUUUCUGAUGUUCUUCUGUUAUAGCAUAAAGUUUCAGGACUCCUGGCCUCAUGAUCAAAAAAUAUUUUCACAGAAUUGGAUGUACUUCUAAGAUCUGUAGCUUGUGAUUUAUGCAAUU
Argentina anserina (silverweed cinquefoil) is the source of this 1866-nucleotide messenger RNA. RefSeq names its product vignain. Gene Ontology annotation, molecular function: cysteine-type endopeptidase activity. NCBI's taxonomy places the organism in Eukaryota, Viridiplantae, Streptophyta, Magnoliopsida, Rosales, Rosaceae. Gene Ontology annotation, cellular component: lysosome. The transcript is spliced from 4 exons. Bases 621 to 1715 code for a protein of 364 amino acids. The record is from RefSeq and is a predicted model, not a curated record.